ACCUUGACAGGUACUGAAAGCGAAAGAGCACAAAAUUAAACAGAGAGUCCCCUUAACCAGCAUGUACAACUGUAUAAAAAAUUACAUCUAACUGCAUCGCUCUGUUUGCCACCUCUUUUCCCGAAUUCAUUCAAAUUUGAAAUGCAAUUACACGAGAACUCUCGGAACUUCUAUGGAAACUAAUGUGAGCAGGUACAGCAGAUCAUGACGUCGCCGGAUCGAACCCCUUCAAUCCCAUCUUCUCCCCAAUCUCCCAUUUCGAGUGCAGAUGUCUUCUCUGCAGAUGAAGUUGCAGACAGCGCUUCCGAUUCCUCUGAAGACGACGAAGAUGUUGAGUACCAACCCCCGCGCUUUUCAUCCAAUUAUGGAAAUAACAAUAAUAUUGAAGAAUACGAAGGAGGAGGAGAAGAAGAGGAGCUUGAAGAAGAAGAAGAGGAAGAAGAGCAGCUCGACGAAAGGGCUUUCUUCUCCGAAGUCCCUGUUGGUUUAGCUGUCGAAACAGAGCUUCAUGAUCAAAACCCUAAUUUCAGGGAGUCUACUGAGUCCUUAGCCUCAGUCCUUAAUGAACUCAAUGAAGUAAUGGGGGAAAUAAACGAAGUUAUGUUACACGCAGAUUCAACUGUUGCGAGGGUUGUUGCCGAUGGUUUUAGAGCGGAGAAUGUUAUUGAUGUUCCAGAUGAUGAAGAGGAGAGGGUUGCACCGACGGCAACCCAAGGUGACUUUCAGGAAGUGAGGGGGAACAGAGCUAAGUGCGAGAACCUGGAAACCCAAGCAGGAAUUGAUGCAGACACUUCUUUAAACUGCCCAAUUUGUAUGGAACCCUGGACUUCUUCUGGAAACCACCGUAUCAGGUUAUGGCUAAAAGCUUGUCUUCAUUUUUUUAAGGGCUGUCUUCCCUGUGGACAUUUAUUCGGCUGGUCAUGUAUAAGGAAAUGGAUUCAACAGGGUGGUAAGAGAAUUGGCAAGUGCCCACAUUGUAAUAAUAAGUGUAAGGUUUCUGAGAUAAGAAUACUCUAUGUACCACGAAUAGCUGUAGCUGAUGGGGAGAUGCAGCAGGAAUUAACUUUGCUUCAAGCAGAAAAUGAUAAGCUUAAAUUGGAGAACAAAAAUCUGGUUGAAGACAAUCAUCAAAUAAAGGAGGAACAUGGACAUUAUAUGGACAUCAAAUCUCUGAGGGUAGAGAAACAAAUUCUGCUUGAUGAAAUCCAAAGACUUCACGGGCAAAAGGCAUUGUUGGCAGCUACUGUGUCAGAACCAUAUGGAUCUCCAAGUGGGUGUCACAUGACACGAUUUGAUGUUCGUGAUGAAUGGAAGAGACAUGAGCUGUAUGAGCCUUUGCUUAAGAAAAGACAUACACUUUCAAAUGAUGUAAUUCAUUUACCAAAACAGGGGUCUACGUCAUCUUGUUUUGGAAUGAACAGAGGCAUUCAACAUAGCUUUGAGUUACAGGCACAGUUGGAAUUAGAGGGAGGACGAUAUUUUGACAUGGAUGCAUCUAGUCAAAUGCUCUUAGUAUCUCAGAAGGCUUCUGACCUGGGUAACGUGCAUUUCCUCACAAAGAUAAGCUUUUUGGCUUUUCGUGGAGGGGACAAAAUACAUCUUCCAGAUGGAACAGGAGCGAUUCGGGAUUUGCAUAUUGCACCUAUUGGCACAGGUGAACCUGGUAGACUGGCUUUAGUAGCUUCUAUGGGAAAGAAAUUAUCACUUGUCAGCUUACAGACUAAGAAUGUUGUGUUGACAUACAAUUUAGAGUGUCCUGCAUGGUCAUGUGCAUGGGACAUCAAUGAUCCACAAAGAGUUUAUGCUGGUUUACAGAAUGGAAAACUUUUGAUUUUUGAUUUACGUAAAACAUCGUCACCAACAAAUGGCAUCAGUAGUUCCAACAACAAACCAAUUCACACAUUGCACUCAGUUGCAUCCUUUAGAGGCUCAAACGAUGAGUAUGGUGGGAGGGCAGUUCUAGGUGCAUCUUGUGUUGGGCCUGCACUUUGGAAUGUUGAGGAUCCCAUCUGCAGGUCUUAUUCAAUUCCCGGCCCUGAAAACCAAGGUGCUUGCAUUUCGGUUGCUUAUUGCAGUAAAAGUGAUAUUGCUGUAGCUUCUUAUCGCCCAUUUGUAGGUCCACAGUUUGGGGCUCCAGCAUGUAGUUCUUCAUCCAUGGAGGGUACUAUUUCCUCCCAGUGUAUAUCAGCUGAAGGCUUUGUUGAUCCUUCAUCCUUGGCAAGACCUCCAAGGAUGGGGUCUCAUUUUGUUCUAACAAGGAAUGGCAGGAACCCACAAUUUGGAAACCCAAUGGCACAUCAAGAGGUUUCUGCUGCAGGUGUGGGAUGGAACUUCAACUCUGAGAAAGUCAUGCGUGGAAGUGUUAGUGCAGUGGGAGUGCCAAAAUCUGCAAUAAUUACUUUAGAAACAUCAGGGAGAGGCCCAGAUUGUAAGCAAUCAUUAUUUGCAUGUGGAGAUGAAUGCAUCAAAGCAGUUUCCCUCUGGGAUGUGCAGUGUUUGUCUACUUUAAAUAGCUUACAGCCACAUGAAACUCCUAUCCAAGAUGUGAAACAUGUACAAAUGCAAGGGACAGACAUUCUUGGUUGCGUGAGUGAGAAAAAAUUGCAAAUUUAUGCGUAUUCAAAGUGAAGUUUUGGAAUGGGAAAUGUUUAGUUUUAUGAUAAGAUUUGUAUAUACAUAAUUACUCUAACUUGUAUGUUCAAAAACCAAGCAUAGGUUAAUUUCACAUUUUGGAAAAUUACGCCUCUCCU
This is a messenger RNA of Cryptomeria japonica (Japanese cedar), 2750 nucleotides long. RefSeq lists its product as uncharacterized. Gene Ontology annotation, cellular component: nucleus. The record is from RefSeq and is a predicted model, not a curated record. Gene Ontology annotation, biological process: protein ubiquitination; interstrand cross-link repair. Bases 205 to 2628 code for a protein of 807 amino acids. Gene Ontology annotation, molecular function: ubiquitin protein ligase activity; protein binding. The transcript has 15 exons. NCBI's taxonomy places the organism in Eukaryota, Viridiplantae, Streptophyta, Pinopsida, Cupressales, Cupressaceae.